AGGAGGUGGAGCCUAUGUGUGCGGAGGGUUCUUCCUUGGCCGCUCUCCAAUGAGCCGCACAUCCCGGCCGCUGUACAAGGGAGUGGGCCGGUACGGCUGUAGUCGGUUGUUUUGAUUGGUCAGGCCCGGGACCCGGACUCGGACUCGAGGAUUGUUCCUGUUCCGGUUCCGGUUCUGGUUCCGGUGGCUGCUCGGCAGUCACCAUGAUUGGGGACAUUUUGCUGUUCGGAACGCUGUUGGUGAACGCGGGAGCCGUGCUCAACUUCAAGCUGAAAAAAAAAGACACCCAGGGGUUUGGGGAGGAGUCAAAGGAACCAAGUACAGGUGACAACAUCAGGGAGUUCUUACUGAGUCUCAGAUACUUUCGAAUCUUCAUUGCCUUGUGGAAUAUUUUCAUGAUGUUUUGUAUGAUUGUGUUAUUUGGCUCUUGAAACUCAUGGCUUGAGAACCAGGAAACAACCUUAUAGGAUGUUGAUUCUCCGUUCCUGACAACUUUGAGAAUGUGUUUGACCAGAAACUGUUGACCUUCCUGCAGAGUAAAAGUUUGUGGGACCAUGGGUGGGGUGGGGAAAAGAUGUAUGCAAAGCUCACAAAGGUCCUUUAGCCACAGUUUUAAUUUUCAAAGGACACUUUAAUGCAGCCUCUGAAAUUCAGCUCAAUUCACAUGGUAUUUGUUAUUUUGAAAGGGAUCAAAAGUGCUGGGGUAAGUGUUCAUUCCUUCCAGAUAAAGAAAUAAGUCUAAAUCUGAUGAACUAUCCUCUAGAGAGUUGCUUUAGAAGAUCUGUGUUUAAAAUUUAUUUUUUGUGGACCCUAUUUUUGGUUUGAAAACAAAACAAAACUGGUAUUUUUGUAGUUCUCCUACUACCUGUGCACUGCUUGGUGGCUGGUCAGGUUUUAAGCUUCAGGGUGGUCCUUUUCUUUCUAGAAUUUCUAAGUAAUGAGGGUCUAGCUUUGCUGGACCAGAAAGUGAUGAUUGCACUGUGACUGGCAAGGUUCUCAUCCCUAAUUCAGGAUAGAUGUUCGGGCCCACUGGUUAGUGUGCUAAUUUACUACAUUACUUUAGGGAACAGGUACUCCUUUAUAGGAGAGGCUAAUUUUAACACCUCGACAGAGGGAGAAAGGGAACCUUUAUGGAUUCAGUGAGACACUUAAAAGAUUUAAAGAAGCUCAGCUCUUAGUGUUUGGUACCAGCAAUUUUUAGGGAAAACAUUGUGAAAGCUCUAUCUUCACCUCAAAGCCCUUUUAGUCAAGGUAUUUUAUUAAGUAAGGGCCAAGAUAUUGUUUAGCUUUGAUAUUAAGGCUACAUUUUAAGUGUUUAACCUCCCCGGGACUGCCUUUUUAAGUGGUAAUUUAAAGGGCAAACAGAUUGGCACUACUAUAUGUAAUCCAAUGAUUUUUGUACUUCUCAGCUUCAAAAGCAAAGAAAUAAGAAAUUAAAUUGCCAAAAGGAAACUCUGGGGGGCAGAUCACUACACUCAAGAUGACUCUUUUGUUAUUGUUCGUUUUUAAAAAUUCUUUGUUUGUGAAGAAUCCCAGGGAGGAAAAAGGCAAAUGUGGAGACUUGCAGAAAUGAAUACUGAAAAUAAAUAAAACUCAUCUGUAAAAGGGGUCUAUGGCUUAUACUUUCUUUACUAAGAAAUUGAUGUCAUUCAUAUUUCCAGUUUCAUAUGUCUCAGAGGGGAAACACAAGGGAUUUGCUUUGGAGUGCUGUUAAAAUUCCAUUCAAUCCACUGAAUAUUUUUUAAAUUGUUACUGAUAUAUUUUGUUUUAAUAUUAUCCACAUUUCCCACUGUAUCACUAUCCUAACCCCCUCCCAGAGAGCCAUCCUUAGAGUAAAGAAUAAGAAAGAGGAAGAAAGAAAAAUUCAGAAAACUAACUGACAGAGCAAAAAAGUCUUGGUCAUUGUAAUUUUGCACCAUUUGGCUCCUGCUGUUAUUUAGAAAUAACAUGCAACAACCACCUGUUGUAAUCAUUGUGUGUCUUCCAGAUUCUGCUUACUUCAUUUUGCAGCACUUCAUAUGUGUUUCCUUGCCUCUGUGUUCACCAUUUCUUACAACAUUACGUUCAUGGACCUCAGUUGGUUUAGCCAGUCCCUGGAGUCCCUGGUCAUCCACCUUGUUAACAAUUCUGUGUUACUAGAAAAAGUGCUACUAGAAUUAUUUUGGUAUAUAUGAUGCCUUUUUGUCAUUGACCUCCUUAGGGUAUAUGCCUAACAAUAGAAUGUUUACAUCAAAAGGUAUGGACAUUUUUGUAACUCUCUUUGCAUAGUUCCAAGUUGUUUUUCAGAAUUGUUGGACCAAUUCCCAGGCCUACCAAUAAUAUGUAUCCUCCCAGCAUUGAUUGUUUCUGUCUUUCAUCAACUUGCCAGUUUGUGGGGGGUGAGUGAAGCCUUUGGUUGUUUUGAUUUGUAUUUGUUAUUACUAAGGAUUUGAAGCAUUCUUCCUUAUUGUUAAUAGUUUGUAAUUCUUUUGAGAGCUAUUCAUAUCCUUUGACCACUUAUCUUUUGGGGAAUUAUCUCUUAGGGAAUGGCUUUUGGUUUUAUGUAUUCAUUAUUUCCCUUGGAUAUCAGACCCUUAUUAGUGAUAUUUGAUACAAAGUUUUUUAUCCCAGUUGACUGCUUUCCUUCUUUUCCUAGUUGUUCAGUUUUGUUGACUGAAUGCUUUUUAAUACCUGUUCUUUCUGUCCCCUUUUCUGUUCCCCUUUGUCUCCUUGUUGUGCUCUCUGCAUUUGCACACAUUAUCUCUCAUGCCUGGAAUGGACUUCCUAUAUUCUCUCCCCUUUCCCCCCACCCUCUUUCAAUUCCCUAUUCCUUACUCCCUUUUCUAGUGAAGUUAUUCUUUUCUUUCGAAGCCCAGUGCAGGAGUUACCGCCUUCAUGAAGCCUUCUUGGAUCUACUGAGAUGAAAGUUGUUGGUCUUUCCCUCUUUGAAAUUCUCCUAGCUUUUUGUCUGGUUUUGUCUUUUUACUUUCUUCAUUCUACUUUUUUAUUUCUUCCCUUUCCCCUGCCAUUAGAUUGCAAAUUCCUUGAGAAUUUGUUUAAUUUCUACAUUUGUAUCCCUACUAUGCUAAGACACAGUGACUUGCACAUAGUAGGGGCUCAAUAAAUGUUUGUUGUAUUCAAUUGCAUUGAACUGUCUUGGGCACUGGGGGUGAUAUAAAGAUGAAUAAAGCACCGUUUGCUCUUA
This is a messenger RNA of Trichosurus vulpecula (common brushtail), 3184 nucleotides long. RefSeq names its product small integral membrane protein 7 (gene SMIM7). The record is from RefSeq and is a predicted model, not a curated record. NCBI's taxonomy places the organism in Eukaryota, Metazoa, Chordata, Mammalia, Diprotodontia, Phalangeridae. The coding region runs from base 204 to 431 and encodes 75 amino acids. The transcript has 5 exons.